GGUGAGGAAAGCAGAGGAGGGGAGUUGUUCAGAAGGAGGGAUAGAGGAAGAGGAGGUGGUGAAAGUCUGAAUAAGAAAGCCGCUCCCCCGUCCCGCUUCCUCGAGCUGCCCGCAGAUCGGAGAGCAGCAGCCGAUCAGCAAGACAAUCACGUCCUUAUUUGGAUUGAACUAAUCGUGAAUGAACAAGACCCCGACGGAGCACCAACAGCCCUGCUGCUGUGACGUCAGUGUCCCCCACUAAACUGACCGUCAUGCUGUCCCCGGGAUUCUGCGUGUCUCUGCUCGCUGUAUCUUUCGCACUGUGGCCGCCUGCGGUCCGGGCGGCGUCCUGCGAGUCGGUGCGGAUCCCUCUGUGCCGGUCCAUGCCGUGGAACAUGACUAAGAUGCCGAACCACCUCCACCACAGCACACAGGAUAACGCCGUGCUGGCCAUCGAGCAGUUCGAGGGACUAGUGGGUACUGGCUGCAGUCCGGAUUUGCUCUUCUUCCUGUGUGCCAUGUAUGCUCCCAUCUGCACCAUUGACUUUCAACAUGAGCCCAUCAAACCCUGUAAGGCAGUAUGCGAGCGGGCAAAGUAUGGCUGUGAGCCAGUGAUGAAGCGUUACAACCACAGCUGGCCUGACAGCCUGGCAUGCAGCGAGCUGCCACUGUACGACCGUGGAGUCUGCAUCUCACCUGAGGCCAUCGUCAAAGCAGAGGGACCAGACCCAUACUACCAGGAUCCAGCCAGGUGUAACCCAGAAUCCAGCCCAGACUUUCCAAUGGACUCCAAUAACCUUCACUGCAGAGGACCAAAUGGAGAUCGGUGUAGAUGUAAGAUAGUAAGAAUGGCUUUGAAAACCUAUCUGAGGAACAACUACAACUACGUGAUCAGGGCAAGGGUGAAGGAGGUGAGGAAUCUCGGUCUGGAGCCCACAGCAGUGGUGGAGGUGAAGGAGGUGCUCAAGUCUUCUCUGGUCAACAUUCCCAAAGAGACACAGACACUCUACUACUCAUCCUCCUGCCUGUGUCCUCCUCUGUCUAUUGGGGAGGAGUAUCUCAUUAUGGGCUAUGAGAAUGAGGAGACAUCCAGAUUGCUCCUUAUUGAUGGCUCCAUCGCUCAGAAGUGGAAGGAAAAAUUGGCCAGAAAGGUCAAGAGAUGGGAUCAGGUCCUGCAGGGGAAAGGUCGAGCAACAAACCGUCGGAAUCGCCACUAAGAUCUGACUGUGUGUGUGUGUGUGUGUGUGUGAUUUUGUAAGCAGGUGUAUGUGUGUUUCUGUGUGUGUGUGUGUGUGCGUGUGUGUGUGUGUGUGUGUAGAUAUUGCACUAUCACAGGUUGUUGUAGCUGAAUGAAGUUUAUUUCUUCUUUUAUCAGACAGUUUGAAGUCUGAUCUUUGUCAUUUAUUUUCUUUGCACAAACAUUAUUCAGUGUGCGUUUAGUAUGUGUGUGUUUAUCAGUGUGUUUGUGUGGGGUGUGUGUAUAUGUGUGUUUGUAUGUAUACACAUAAAGCACUCAAUAAAAACAAGAGAAAGGAUACAUCUUCCAAACUGCAGUACUAAACCUAUUCACAGUCAUACAUUAUGUACAUAACACUACUCUGGAACAAAUUAUAUAAUUAUUUUUAUUUUUAAUUUUUAUAUUUCUUUAAUGAUGGAAAAGCCUUUUGAACUUGAACAUUCUCAACAGUCUAGAUCUGCAGCCAUGAUGUCUAUUUUAUUUAAUUCUGCAAAAAAGAUAAGAAUACUAUUCAGGCCUUGUUUAGACUGUUAACAAGCAACCAGGAAAACAAAACCAACUUCAAGAGGAGAAAUAGCAGCAGCGUGUGGGCAGAUCAGGAAUUUACUUACUACUUAUACUUAAGUAAGUAUUACUGGAUCCAUCACUUUCUUUAUUCACAAUGUGUCAUGACAACAGAGAAAGACAAACUGUCACAAAUUGCAGUACUUUUUCAAUACCAUGUGUUUAAAAUGAUACAGUAUCUACAUUUGAUAGUAUCAAAAGCACUGAGGAUGUAAUAAAAAACAGAUUUGAAAUCAUAUGUUCAACCCAAGGCUGUACAGAAAUUAACAUUAUUACAAAUAUGUUGCUCUGUAUUCAGUAUUCUGUACCAGUGCUGCGUGCAGGUUUUUUAAAGAUACUGUCCCACUUUGUGCCAAGGACUUUUUUCUGUUUGCUAUAUCAAAAAGGUAUUGAGUAUUUUUCUUUUUUUUACUUGUAUUGUAACAAAAUUUGAAAUUGUGGUAUCGUGACAAAUAUAUAAUCAUUGGAAAUAACUUUUUUCCAAUUUUAAUAAAUAAACAUGCACUUUCGGGGGCACCAUAUAUCAACAGUGUAAAAAGCGAUUCAGGAAUAAGUGUUUAAUAUUUUUAUUCUCAGAAAACCAGACAGUUAAACACAAUGUUUUUCAACUAAAGAUUUUUUUCUGUGACUUGAAAUACAUAUGUCCAUGCCAGUGGAUAUUAUGCACCAAACAGUAUAUUCUGUCUGUUAGAUAUUUAGUUUAAGUGGGCCUAUUAAGAUUUAAUAAUGCCAAGUUAUUUUCGCAUUACCCAUUCAGAUCUAUAAUUAUUUGCACCAUCUCCAUUAUUGAAACCUGCACAACAAGCGAACCAAAGCAUGAACUUUAUGUUUUAACUCAAUCUCUAUCCAGUUCUUACAAAUUUGUAUUUAUUGUUCAACUUUUAUUGUGCAGACAGCCAAUAAAACACUGAUGCACUGUACAGGAAGCUGAUGCUAGAAAUUGCACUGCAUGAGAGCCAUGCAGUCACUUCAUUUUUCAGGACAAAGUGUAGAACAAAUUAGUGAAUAGUAGAAUAGAAUACUGGUUGCAGCGUUAAGACCCACUAGAAGCAAGAAAAUCCUGCUUCCUGUUCCUAAAAUCCUGUUUAACAGUUUAACCACCUUUGUUUUGUUUUUGUUUUUUCCCCGGCCUGUAUUUGCAGGAUGGCCGUUAUUUGUUAAUGUCUGCUGUGAUCCUGGCCAUUAUCGAAUGCCGGCUUUUAAUAGACUGCUGGUUUUUAUUUUAGGCGAUAGGGUAUUCAUCUGCAGGAACUCUACCCUCUCCCUGCAUAUUCUUAUUAGUAUUUUGAUGAUGUUUCUGAACAUCAGCCUUUCAGCAGUGGAUGUGUAGACUUCAGCCAAUAAGAGCAUGCAGGAUGUAAUUUUGGGCACUACAGAAACACAACAAUCAGAGUACAUUCAGCCUGUUCAUACUCUCUGUUUGUCAUGGAUGUAUAAAGGGCUGCAGGUCCGUGGGUGUUUGUCCAAGGGCGGAGCUAACCACUGAGUCAGGGAGGUGGGGCCAACUGUAAAUGGAGUGUUUAAAAACAGCAUCCAAAAAAUCUGUACGAUAUACAUUUAAUAAAAACCUUUGUUCUAUUCAAGUGUCCCAGUAAGCCAAUGACAGUGAGCCAGCAUGCAUAAUAUGAAGACCCCGAAACUGAAGCAGUUAAGUGGAAUUCAUGAUCAUCCAUCAUCAGUUUAUUUAUGUAUUUGUUUUUUUUAAGUAGUGUGUCAAAAUGUCUUCUUAUAGUAAGUUUUUUUCAUUGUGACUUUCACGAGCAGACUGGAGUUUCUUCUAUUUAAACACAGCCUCUGAUAAACAAGCAGUUCUCUCAUUAUCUUACAAUAACUGUUCAUGUAAACACACUAACACUCAAUAUUACACUGCAUAAUGUGUGUAAUAACACACACACAUACUAACACUUAUUUUGAGCUUUGGACUCUUCACAGCAGUUUGAACCAUUAAAAAUAAAUUUUGAUGACAAA
Molecule: messenger RNA, 3748 nt
Organism: Scatophagus argus
Lineage: Eukaryota; Metazoa; Chordata; Actinopteri; Scatophagidae
Gene: frzb
Product: frizzled related protein
Exons: 8
Coding region: 252-1196 (314 amino acids)
Biological process (GO): canonical Wnt signaling pathway; non-canonical Wnt signaling pathway
Cellular component (GO): cytoplasm
Molecular function (GO): Wnt-protein binding
Source: RefSeq, a predicted model, not a curated record